AUGACCUCUAUAACUUAAAAGAUUAUAUCCAAAUUAGAUCCAAGACAAUAUUAUCUAAGUGGAUGUAUUGAUAUAAUUGUUGUGUAAUAACACAAUGGAUCCUUGAAAUCUACUCCAUUUCACGUUCGAUUCGGCAAAUACGAUGGUUAAGAUUACUACGUUGAUAUCAUUGUGAAUGGGAAUUUGAAGGAUGUGAAAAUGAGAUUGGGAAAGGAAGGUUCGGCAUACUUCGAAAAAAGUUCCUUUUCUUCUGGUUAUUAAUCUGAUGAUACAUUUUCUGAGAAAAUUUCACUUUUUGACGAGGCAUCCAACUUUCGAUUGUCCCACAAUUACAAGACUCCUGAUGAGUUGUUCAAUAGUGACAAGAAAAAUAGCAAUUGGCUUCAAACUCUAAAAUUUUGGGGCAAAGGGUCCAAUACAAAAAAAGAUGAUGGGGUUAAGAUUGAAACAACAAAUAACCUUAAAGAAAUUUAAUAGGUAGAUACGUCAUCGUUAGGAUUAUCAUAAAUAUAAUUACAAAAAUAAUUCCAGUCAUAAUAAUCGGAAAAACAUAUCCAAACAAACGAUUUCGAAAAAGACAAUAUUACUUAUAGUGACAGGGAGACCCUAUCUCCACGCCAAUCAGUGAUGGAACUCUCUCUAUGUGGUCAAUAACUGCAAUAAUAAAAUUUGACUUAAACUCAGAGAUUGCAACUGUUUGAACAACAUAAGGUCUCUUUUUCUAUCUUCGAGAAGGACUCACUUAAAAUAAUAAAUCACAAAGAUCUCGUUUUUAAGAUUGGAGAUAAGUUCUUUAGUAGAGAGGCAGGAAUAAUACAAUUGUUGGCUAAACAAGUCUACAAUCGAGAAAUGGUGAUAGAUAGUUUGGAUCAACAGAAGAAGCCGAAUACAUAGCAGCAAUAAUAAUGGUAUAGUGUACUCUUUGGUAAAAAGAAAGGAUCAGAUUAGAUUGAACAAAAUAAUAACAAUAAUAAUAAUAAUAAUAAUAAUAAUAAUAAUAAUAAUAAUAAUAAUAAUAAUAACAAUAAUAAUAAUAAUAAUAAUGCUUAGAGAUUAAAUAAUAAUGAGUAGAGUCAAAAAUAGCAUCAAUAAUUUAAAUCUUAAGAUCGACUCAGAAAGCUCAGUGAGGAUUCCGUCGAUACAUUCAGUACAAUGUCAAUCUAAAAAAGGAGAAAGCCAUUAAGACCAAUACUAAAACCUAAUUCAUCAAUUUUAAAAUAAUUAGGAUUGAAAAAGGGAGAAAACACAAUCACAUACAGAUUAUGCAUCCCAAAGAAGAAUGACAUAGUGGAACUGCAUGGAACCAUCUACUUGUACAAUUAAAAAACUAAAUUGGUGAUAUCGGACAUUGAUGGUACCAUAACCAAGUCAGACAUAUUGGGUUAAUUGAUGCCGAAAUUAGGCACGGAUUGGAAUCAUGAUGGAGUAGCCAAUCUCUAUUAGAAUAUACAAUCAAUGGGAUAUAAUAUAAUGUAUUUGACUGCAAGAGCAAUAGGUUAGGCAGAUCAAACUAAAGAUUUCAUUUACAAUCUACAAUAAAAAAAUGCUAAAUUGCCUAAGGGACCUGUAAUUUUGAGUCCUGACAGUCUGUUCCCUGCAUUCAAGAGAGAAGUGAUUGACAGAACUCCUGAAUUAUUCAAGAUCACGGCUUUAAAAGAAAUCAGAAAUUUGUUCAUUGGAGAGAGUCCAUUCUAUUCCGGAUUUGGAAAUAAAAUAACAGAUUCUACUGCUUAUCAGGCUGUUAAUGUGGAUAUCAGUCGAAUCUUCAUUAUAGACACUGAGAGCAACAUCCAUAAGUUUAAUACUGAUGAAAUCACUACCUAUGUGGAGAUGAAUAAGAACAUUGAUGUUUAUUUUCCUCUUGUUGUCGAUGGAGAUUACUAGUGCUAAAACUUCUGGAAGAUUCCGAUCAAUGACAAUGAUGAUAUUAAUUAUUCGUGA
Messenger RNA from Paramecium tetraurelia, 1941 nucleotides. RefSeq lists its product as uncharacterized. Gene Ontology annotation, molecular function: phosphatidate phosphatase activity. The record is from RefSeq and is a predicted model, not a curated record. NCBI's taxonomy places the organism in Eukaryota, Ciliophora, Oligohymenophorea, Peniculida, Parameciidae. The transcript is spliced from 5 exons.